GGGUCUCCGCCGGUCGGACGGUAGAACCCUUGCCCCUUCACUACCCGCGCACUGCGGCUGCCGGGAUCCAGUCGCGUUCGGAGCCUCUGUCUGGCUUUGUUCCAACACGAGUGACGUCCGCCCGAGGUCCGAACAACGCUCCAUCGACGUGGUGACUCCGUGAUUUCCUUCCUUCCUGUCCCCCCACCCCCCGCUUCCUGUGGUGCCUUUGGAGUUCUGCAACGUUCAUCGGUGGCCUAAGCAUCAAACAUCGCAGACAGCUGCACGAUAGGUGUGCCCGCGCGACAGGAGACUUCGAUCGACUCGGCAACAGCCAUCAACCUUUUGAUCUGGCCAAGCAUUCGCUAAUUGUGCGCACGCAUCACCUUCGGCUCAUCUGCAAAGUGAGCAAAACCUCUAAAGGUACUUCUGAAUAAGUGCUUCAACGCGAUAUUCUUAUAGUUGAACUCUCAUAGGGGUACUCUCAGGGUUUCGAGGACAAAUCAGUUGCAGACCAAUAAAAGUAUAGGUUGAGAACGCUGUUUGCCGUAAAGCAUCAAUGCAAGCAAGCUGAAGUAUAGGAUAGACGACGGAAAUGUUUUAGAGAUCCAGAAAGUGUAUGACCAAGUUUCGAAGGCGUAGAACAGGUUUUCAUCAAACCAGUUGCUACGUUAACAACUUGGAGUCGGCUUGUUCGAAACAUUUCUUAUGAAAUCGACGAGCAUAGUACCCCGACCAACCGCUGAAUUUAGAAGUCGUGCUCUUUUCUCGGCCUUUUGUGCUUGAAAGGCAGCGUAAAAGAGACCAUCAUUCGUACCCCCGGCCUAAACAUCGCGAAAGAAUACGUCCGGAUCUUAUCCAAGGAGAGACUGAGGCUUGUGCAUCUUCCACUGAUUGGCUGAAGACCCGCUCAAGCUCCGGACUUAAGGUUACGACAUCUCCUUCGGAACAUUUCCACCUAUGGAGACUGAUUUGGACCAGAUGGCCAUGGGUCUGGGCGAUCGGGGCCGCAAGAGGAUCGCCAUAGUGGGCGGCGGCUCGGCGGGCAUGACGGCCGCCAAGUCGUGUCUCGAGGAGGACCUGGAGCCCGUGGUGUUCGAGCAGACGGACGCCCUCGGGGGACUGUGGCGGUACCGGGACGUGCCGGAGUACGGCGUGCCGUCCCUCAUGAAGGCCACCAUCAUCAACACCUGCAAGGAGAUGAGCAGCUUCAGCGACUUCCCCCCGCCGCGCGAGUUCGCCAAUUACAUGCACCACUCGAGCCUGGUGCGCUACUUCGAGCUGUACGCGAACCACUUCGGCGUGACCAAGCACAUCCGCUACAACACCGAGGUGACUCGCGUCCAGAAGAGCCAGGACUACGACGAGACCGGUCGUUGGGACGUCACGUACAGGACAAAAGGCCAGCCUCCCCGGACAGAGACGUUCGAUGGUGUGAUGAUCUGCUCGGGCCACCACGUGAUUCCCCACGUGCCGACCUUCAAGGGUCUGGAGAAGUUCAAGGGCCAAGUGUUUCACACGCACGACUACAAGAUACCCGACGGUUUCCGCGACAAGAAGAUCCUCAUCAUCGGCGUCGGCAACUCUGGCGCAGACGUAGCCGUGGAUUUGUGCCCGUGCGCUGAAAAGGUGUACCUGAGCACGCGCCGCGGCUGCUGGGUGAUUCGGCGGGUGGGCUUCUGGGGCAUACCGGCCGACUCUUUUCUGAACCGUCGCACGGUGAACCUGUUCAACAAGUACGCUCCCGAGUGGCUGGUAAACUUCGUCUACGAGACAUACUCGAACGAGGCGUUCAACCACAAGCUGUACAGGCUCAAACCCAAACACCGCUGGCGCAAUCAGCACCCGACCAUCAACGACGCGUUGCCCAACGGGAUCCUCAGCGGACGCAUAGUCAUCAAGGGGGACGUCGAGGAGUUCACCGAGACGGGCGUCAUCUUCAAGGGCGAAGAAGGGUACGAGGAGAAGCUGGACGUCGUCAUACUGGCUACUGGAUACCUGGCGACGUUCCCAUUCCUGGACCAAGAAGUGCACAAAACCGAGAAGAACAAGGUGUGCCUGUACAAGUAUGUGUUUCCACCGCACCUGCCGCACCCGACGCUGGCCUUCAUCGGGCUGCUGCAGCUGCUUGGGGGCGUUUUCCCCGCGCAGGAGGCGCAGAGCCGUUGGUUCGCGCAGCUGAUCAACAAGAAAGUAUCACUUCCCUCUUGCAAGGAGAUGCAGGCUGACUACGAGCGCUGGCGGGAAAACCUCGAAAAGCGCUACGUUGACAGUCUGAGGCAUACGUUCCAGGCUGACUGGGUGGACUACAUGGACGACAUUUCAUCUCAGUUUGGCGCCAAACCGGACUUGUGGCGCAUGUUCUGGCGGGAUAACGCCCUUUUCUGGAAGUGCUUCUGGGAACCCUGCCUGCCCUACCAGUAUCGCCUACAGGGCCCACACUCGUGGUCCGGAGCACGCCAAGCCAUGUUCACGAUGAAGGACCGUCUCAAGGGUCCGCUGGACACGCGCAAAAUGCCCAACGAUUCCAGGAGCAAAAGGGACCGCAAAGUGCGCCGUGUCGUGCCAACGUUCCUUUGGGUCACCGUGAUCGUAGCCAUAUUCAUCUAUCUGCUCACACUACUCUUUUGAACAGCGAAGACAACGCUCGGCACUGGACAUGUGAUCACGUGCUCGUCUUUCGUGUUCAAACCUGUGGCCUACGGGCAAUGGGUUCGUGCCUUCUCGCCCACAGUCACCGAAGCACAACAUUCUGAAUGAACUGAACAGCCUUCGGGGCACAUUCAACAUCCCCAGCUUGUGGACGCCGAACCCGGCCCUGCAAGUUGGAUUUCUCGUAGUAACCUUCUUCGGAGACUUGGAGAAUAGUCUAGCUGAGUCUGACAGCUCUUAAACGUAUCCUGUUUCCGAAGAGCCUGGUAGAGUAGCAGCACUUGACAUCAUGCCUUCUAUUUUACAUCGGUUGCACUUGCCUUUAUUGAACAAAUAAAGAUGAAGCUAUGGAGGCUGUGCUCACAACAUA
Molecule: messenger RNA, 3001 nt
Organism: Rhipicephalus microplus (southern cattle tick)
Lineage: Eukaryota; Metazoa; Arthropoda; Arachnida; Ixodida; Ixodidae
Product: flavin-containing monooxygenase 5
Molecular function (GO): N,N-dimethylaniline monooxygenase activity; flavin adenine dinucleotide binding; NADP binding
Source: RefSeq, a predicted model, not a curated record